Messenger RNA from Lotus japonicus, 2481 nucleotides. Its product is annotated as U-box domain-containing protein 16. The transcript has a single exon. Gene Ontology annotation, biological process: protein ubiquitination; cell surface receptor signaling pathway. Gene Ontology annotation, molecular function: protein binding; ubiquitin-protein transferase activity. Bases 286 to 2358 code for a protein of 690 amino acids. Lineage: Eukaryota; Viridiplantae; Streptophyta; Magnoliopsida; Fabales; Fabaceae. Gene Ontology annotation, cellular component: cytoplasm; nucleus. The record is from RefSeq and is a predicted model, not a curated record.
AUCAUUCAUUGCUAGCUAGCAUACCCAUGUUUAUUUGAUUGAACAGGUUGAGUUUCACACGCAGAAAACAAAGCCAAAUUGUUUAUGGAUAUGUAUGUACUACACAUUCAAUGUUUUCCUUCAAUUAUUUGUUUUUUCCUUCAUCUCUAAUCAAUCAAAAGUCAUCAUCAUCAUCAUCUUCAUAUCCUUCCUUUACUUCUUCCUUCUAUUCCUUCCAACCUCUUAACUAACACCAACCAAUCACAUUUCACAAAUUGGCUAUUGCAUUAUUCAUAACAAUUAAACAUGGCGAUUUCCCCAACGUUCCCAACCAGAAAACGACCAACCCGAACGUCGUCGUUUCACUCUUCCAACCUUGCCGACUUAAGCCUCCUCCACUCUCUCCUCCACCUCACCGACCAGAUAUGUUCCACCGCCACCGCCGCAACCAACUUCCUCCUCAGCCGCACUUCCUCCUCCACCGUCCGCAAAACGCACCUCCUCGGCGUCGUUUUCGAAGACCUCCUCCGCGUUUCAUCUUCAUCUUCUCCAACCUCAAGCUCCCUCCUCCUCUGCCUCGAGGAAAUGUACAUCGUGCUUCACAGAAUCAAAACGCUCAUCGAAGAUUGCUCAAAUCAAAGCAAAUUCUCAUUCCUCAUGCAAAUCGAAACCGUCGCUGAUAGCUUCCACAAGCUCACCGGAGAGUUAUCCACUCUUCUCGAUAUCUUCCCUCUGCAAGAACUCGUCGACCUCAACGACGACGUUCGAGAACUCGUUCUCCUCAUCAGACGGCAGUGCUCCGAAUCCAAACCGGUUCUCGGAGCGGAACAAUCAGAGCUCCGGAACGACGUCGUUUCAAUCCUCAACGGAAUUAAGAGCGAGAUUGUUCCUGAUCAAGCACAAUUAGCCUCAAUCUUCGAGAAAUUGGAGAUUCGCGAUUCUUCUACUUGUAGAUCAGAGAUUGAGAGCCUGCAACGAGAGAUUCACAAUCGGAGCGAGGAAGAACAACAACAACAAUCGAGAUCAGAAAUCGUCGCGUUGAUCGGACUUGUUCGUUACGCCAAGUGCGUUCUCUUCGGCGCGUCGACGCCGCCGCGAAGUGAGUGUCUACGGCGGAAGGAAUCCUCAUCGGAGUUAUCAGUGCCGGCGGAUUACCGGUGCCCGAUAAGCUUAGAACUGAUGCGUGACCCUGUCGUCGUGGCAACUGGACAGACGUACGAUCGGGUUUCCAUCAAGCUCUGGAUGGAUGCAGGACACAACACGUGUCCCAAGACAGGUCAGAUCCUGGCCCACACUGACCUCAUCCCAAACCAUGCGCUGCGGAACAUGAUAGCGUUAUGGUGCCGCGAGCAGAGGAUCCCGUUCGACGCGGAAACCGUUACAGGGAAAAUCAACGGUGGCGUAACAAACAAAACCGCCUUAGAAGCCACCAAAAUGAUGUCAACGUUUUUAGUCAACAAACUCAACGUUUCGGAUUUGGAUGAAUCAAACGCCGUCGUUUACGAGCUUCGGGUUCUGGCGAAAACAGACUCGGAUAGCCGAGCCUGCAUUGCCGAAGCUGGAGCGAUUCCGGUUCUGGUUCGGUAUCUCACCACCGGUUCGCACCACCCGAGCCUCCAGGUGAACGCGGUGACCACGAUUCUCAAUCUCUCGAUACUGGAAGCGAACAAGACGAGGAUCAUGGAGACUGACGGCGCGUUGAACGGCGUCGCGGAGGUGCUGCGGUCUGGUGCCACGUGGGAGGCCAAGGCGAACGCGGCGGCGACGGUGUUCAGCUUGACUGGGGUCCCGGUUUACAGGAAGAAGCUCGGGAGGAAGAUGCGUGUGCUGAGCGGGUUGGUCGAGCUUGCCAAGUGUGGGCCUGAGGGGGCUAGGAGGGACGCUUUGGCGGCGAUUCUGAAUCUCGCGGCGGACCGCGAGACGGUGGGGAGAUUGGUGGAGGGCGGGGCGGUGGAGGUUGCGGCGGAGGUUAUGGCGGUGAUGCCGGAGGAGGCGGUGACGAUUCUUGAGGCGGUGGUGAAGCGUGGUGGGUUGAUGGCGGUGGCGGCGGCUUAUGUGGGGAUUAAGAAGUUGGGGAAUGUGUUGAGGGAUGGGUCGGAGAGAGCGAGGGAGAGUGCGGCGGCGACGCUUGUUACGAUGUGUAGGAAGGGUGGGUCGGAGAUUGUGGCGGAGCUGGCGGCGAUUCCUGGAGUGGAGAGGGUGAUUUGGGAGUUGAUGGCGGUGGGGAGUGUUAGAGGGAGGAGGAAGGCGGCGACACUGUUGCGGAUACUAAGGAGGGGGGCGGCGGGGUUAGAGAGUGAAGAAUUGUCAACUACCACGUUUGUCAAUUCCUCAACUACUACUGUGGUUGUUCCAACUACCACAGUGGCAAACAAUUGAUUUGUAAAUUUCUCAAAUAAGCACUAAUUCUUGUAUCAUUUUGAUAUUUGAUUUUUUCAGAUCCUGUAAAAUGUAAUAUAUGGAGCAAUGUCUCGUGAAAUACAACAUUUUUCCAUUCUUUCA